Messenger RNA from Neospora caninum, 2121 nucleotides. Its product is annotated as GA21186, related. The coding region runs from base 1 to 2121 and encodes 706 amino acids. The transcript has a single exon. Gene Ontology annotation, biological process: mitotic spindle organization; microtubule-based movement. Lineage: Eukaryota; Apicomplexa; Conoidasida; Eucoccidiorida; Sarcocystidae. Gene Ontology annotation, molecular function: microtubule motor activity; ATP binding; microtubule binding. The record is from RefSeq and is a predicted model, not a curated record.
AUGGACCCCUGUCCUGCUGCACCUCUUGUCGCGAUUUCGAUGAUAAGAACUCCUCUUAGCAAGGCAGAACCGGCCAACCAGAAAGUGGACUUUACACACGUGGUGAAUUCUAUUCCUUCCACUUGCCGAACUUGUUUGUUUUCAGGGAAAGCGGUUACUAUGGCCAAAGGAUGCUUGGUGUGCGUUAGAGUGCGCCCGGAAUCAGUGCAGGAAAUUAGCAGCGGGGGAAGUAUAUGUGUUUCGACGCAGCAAACCGGUGACGGAUCGAUGACACUCCUUCUAACUGGACUGCGGGAACAACAAUACAGCUUUCGAUACGACUUUGUCUUCGAUCAAGAUGCCACCCAAGAAAACGUUUACUGCUGCACGUGCUUGCCCCUAGUUGACAAGCUGUUGGCAGGAUAUUCCGCCUCAGUCAUUGCAUACGGGCAGACAGGGGCAGGGAAAAGCUACACUAUGGUUGGUGACUGCUCCUCAGAAGACUUCCAUCGAGGUCUGACAGACCCAGCGACCCGCGGAGUCAUUCCUCGGAUCAUCGAGGCGCUCGUACGGAGGACACAGACGCUGUCACGGCAAAACAGCGAUACCGUAUUUUCUAUCCGGGGAUCCCUCAUAGAAAUUUAUAACGAAACCGUCAGGGAUCUUCUCGCUCCUGGAAGAGACCAUCUCGUGAUUCGGGAGUCUACUCCAUCAACUGUAAUAACCGAUGCAACUGAGGUUCCGAUCUCCAGUGUUGCACAAGCGUUGGAAGUGAUAAAGGCCGGCUUCGCUAAUCGGGCACUCGGCACAACGCUGUCUAAUGACAAGUCGUCGAGAAGUCACGCAAUUCUUCAGAUUACUAUCCAAAGAGAUAGCCUUCUGGAGUGCACCACGAAGUCUUCGCAGCUAUUCUUGGUCGAUCUGGCUGGUAGUGAGCGGGUUUCCAAGGCAGACACUACUGGAGAACGACUGAGAGAGGCGCAAAAUAUCAAUCGUUCCUUGUUAGCUCUGGGAAAUGUGAUAAGCGCUGUACCACCAACAGGAGGGCCUAGGAAGCAUAUACCGUACAGAGAGUCAAAGCUAACACGCCUGCUGCAACAUUCUCUUGGAGGAAACUCCUUUACUGUCGUUCUACUAUGCUGCUCGCCCCAUUCCUUCAAUGUCCGGGAGACUCUGAGCACGCUGCGCUUCGGUGAUCGGGCAGCUCAUCUUCAUAACAAACCGCAGUCUACGGAAACACUGAGCCCGGCUUUACUUCAAAAACGUUUAGUGGAAUCCCAAACUGAACUGCGCUUCAGUCAGGCUCGUCUUCGAGCAUGUGUGACGCAAAGCGCACGCCAGAUUGAAGCAAUAAAGAUGCUCCAGAAAUAUAUACCGGAAGGCGUCCAGCUGUCAGACGAAGACAUGACACUUCUCCGAAAGGCUCUCGAAGGCUGCACCCCUCUUGAUUCAGUCUUGGGCUCGCCGGCAUCAGCUGCCUCCCCGAAAAAGCUGCUCGCAAUCCCGAAGAACAAACCAAAGAUGCCACCAGUAAGCCCGUGGAAAGCUGUGACGACAGUCAAUCAGGGGUCACCUCCCACUCCACCACGGAAGUCCGCCGCACAACCCGGAGUCGUGUCGAACCGGCCAACGGAAUCCGCGACAAGUGGCCAAAUGUGGUGCUCUGACAACGCCGGCUCACUCGCGCCAGGCUCUGACAUGCGCCUGACCAGUGAACCGUUUUCCAACACCGCAUUCAACGUUGCUCCAUCUCUUCAAGCCGGACAGCACGUAGCGACAGGGCAGAACUCAGCACCUCCGAAAGAGAAGCAUGUACUCAAAGCCUCAAAGCAACAGCGUCCGCAUUCGUCAGCGACGGGUGUACCAGCCUUGUCUCGACAGCCAUCUCCAGAAGCUGUACCGCAACUCCCACCUAAGCAGAGACCAGCGGAAUCGCCUGCAGACGCUGUUGGCCACAACUCAGACGGAAAAGCGACAAACCAGGACCCAGCCGGCACACCACACAAAACGCCAGAUGCAGAGCGGAUUCGGACCGCAGAAGCAGGUAUGUUUGACCGUGUCCGUGUUGUUCGCUACUCAUUUGUCAGGUGUCGCCGCCUCAAUCCGACCACGGGACCACUUCUCAAAUGUCCACUACUUUGA